AUGGCAGCACUCAAGCAACAGCUCACGGCCAUGUUCCCCGACCUGUCGCAAGACGUGCUCGAGGCCGUCAUGCAGCAGCACAAGGGCAACGAGGCGGCCACCAUCGACGCCCUGCUGGCCCUCAAUAACACCACGGGUGGCAAGAACGAGAGCCUGCUCGACCUCAUCAAGAAGGUGGAGCGGAUGGUGGACGGCCGCACCAACGCGCGGCAGCUGGCGGGCAAGUUCGGCCUCGACGUUAUGAGCGUGGCCUGGGAGGACAACGGCCGCUUCAAGGGCUCGUGCUGGGGGCCGUGCAUCAGCGACAUGACCCUCAACGUGCUCGACCACGCCCUCCCGCUCGUGCGCCACCCCAACUUCGAGGACCUCACCUGGGACGUGCCGAUGGAGAAGAUCCCGCUGGUGGUGGGCAACGAGAUCAAGGGCGGCCAGCUGUACACGGUCACGCUCAAGGAGUACCUCGAGAACUUCCGCCUCUACCUCCACAACCCCCAGUCGUGGAAGGGCUCCAAGACGUCGCUGUACGCGGCGGAGAGGGACAGCCAUGCGCUCAUGUCGUCGCAGGCGUGCUUCCUGCCGGUUCCCAAGGGCAGCGACGCCACGUUCAACGUCUCCAUCUUCAACUACCAGUCCUACAGCGGGCACCCGGCCGUGCUGGCCAUCGUCGCCACCAGUCAGGGCACGUCGGCGCAGGUGGUGCAGGACGGUAGUCAGAAGCUGUACUUCAACAAGAGCGGUGAGAAGGCCAGCUUCAUCGGUCAGCGCCUGAGCGACAAUCGCAAGGAACGCGGUGUAGCAACUGAGGGCGAGAUGACCAAGGAGGAGAAGCAACAGAACAUGAUCAUGGUGAUUCAAGUACCUUUGAAGCAAGCACAGCGACCCACGUAUUUCAUGCCACCGAUGUAUGCCUGUGCGUCGGCAGCGCCGAUGUGCGAGAAGCAAUGCAUGAACUCCUCGGAUGCGUACGCAUGUCUGGAAGAGGAGGACGCCGACGUGGAGGACGCCAUCGUCAAGGUGGGCGAGGCCGAGGGUCCCUUCGACGAGGUCGCCGGCAUCGCGAUCGAACGCGAUCCCCAAUUCCCCGUCCGCGUCACCCUGCAGUUCUACAAGUCGACGGCAAACGGAGUGGCUGAUGAGGAGGCCAUGCGCACCAUCGCCGCGCAGAUCGAGUCGUCGCGCAAGUUCGCCGACAACAUCGGCUCGCUGGUGGUCGGCGGCCGCACCGACCGGCCCACUGAGCACAGCGUGCCCAGCCCCGCCGCGCUGCCGAUCUUCGUGCCGGCCUGGUGGUCCACCUUCUGGCUGACCUACGGCCGCACCCUGCCGCAGCUCAACGAGGAGCAGGCCAAGACGCUGGCCUUUGGCCGCGGCGGCGCGGCCAAGUGGGGCCAGUCGACCAUGCAGGGCUCGCAGCACGAGGUGCUGGCCACCCUGCGCGGGCACGCCCAGGCCGCCCUGCCCGAGUGGAAUGUUCUCGGCUGA
This is a messenger RNA of Acanthamoeba castellanii str. Neff, 1482 nucleotides long. Its product is annotated as CUE domain containing protein. Bases 1 to 1482 code for a protein of 493 amino acids. Lineage: Eukaryota; Discosea; Longamoebia; Acanthamoebidae. Gene Ontology annotation, molecular function: ubiquitin binding. The record is from RefSeq and is a predicted model, not a curated record. The transcript has 7 exons.